AUGUUGCGAGAAUAUCUAGUGUCGCUCCUUUUAUUCCUAUGUGUAAACCUUUCGCUGGCCAAGAGUUAUUCGAAAGGAGACUUCAUACCCGUCCUUUACAACAAGAUAUUCUCCACAAAGACUCAGCGUCCUCACAGUUUCACAGAGCUUUCGUUCAUCUGCCCGCCCUAUACCGAGCAUUCAUGGCAAAAUCACCCACGAAGAAAGAGCUGGCUCGUCAUUGACCAGGAUCUGCGCGGCGAUCGUCUGAUAGAAAGUGAUUACAAGUUGAAUGUACUGGAAAACAAGCAGUGCGAAACUCUUUGUGCAAAGCCAUGGACUGUAGGUGACUCGAUGCAGGCCAUGGACUUGAUCAAGAAAGACUAUCAGGUGGAAUGGUGGUUCGACGACUUACCCGGCGCUACAGCGUCCUAUACCAAUAAUGUGAAAACCCGUGUUUAUCGCGCAGGCUUCCCUUUGGGCCAAAUCAAAAAUGACAAGAUCUAUAUCAAUAACCACGUAACAUUCAAUAUCAUUUAUGUCGCGGAGCCUAGCGACCCGUCACGUAUCGAAAUCAAGGGCUUUGAAGUUUACCCCGAUUCUAUUGCAGAGACUCAAUGCCAAAGAACGUCCAUGGAUUACAUGAAGCAAGAAAUCACCGAAAGGCGAUCCAUGGUAUCCUUUACAUACUCUGUCAAAUGGACAGAGAUGAAACAGCUCGUUCCUAGUAACCGUUGGGAUACCUAUAUUCUUCCUCCGAAUCCUGACCCUCAUGUUUAUUCUACCAUCAAUGGCGUUAUCGUCAGCCUGGUUUUGUCGGUCAUUCUUGCCGUGGUUUUAUUAAAAACACGCCGCAGAGACUCAACGUCCAACAACAGUGACGAUGUUAACGGAAAGCUGGUUGAUGAAUAUGAGGAUGUCGUUGGUUGGCGAUUAAUUCAUCGGGAUGUGUUUCGCCGACCGCUUUACGGUGGGUUGCUGGCUCCUAUCCUUGGCAUUGGGUCGCAGUUCUUGGUCGUUGCGCUUACUCUUCUCGGAGCAUUAUUAUGCCAGCAGGUUCAUCCUGCCAAGCCAUCCUCGUUGCUUACUUGUGGCAUGACCACUUUUCUUCUCACAGGCUUCAUUGGUGGUUUCUCGAGUGCCAGAAUAUACAAGACAUUUCGGGGCAAAUCAUGGUUACUGAAUGCAUUUCUGACUGCCACGGUGGUGCCAGGCGGCACGAUGGCUUUCAUCUCUGCCCUCAGUUUUAUGGCGUGGUCGCAGCAAUCAUCUUUGGCUAUUUCGUUCAACGGGUGGAUGAUGGUCGCGGUUUUAUGGAUGGCAGUACUGCUUCCAGGGAUCGUUUUGGGAUCGUACAUGGGCAACCAGCGGGACCCCAUUGAACAUCCAGUGAGACCUACCCAGAUGCCACGUAUCAUUCCCAGAAAACGAUGGUAUCAAACUUAUACAGCAAGCAUACUUUUAGGUGGACUUGUUCCUUUCGUGGUAUCAUUUAUCGAUCUUUAUGAUAUAUUCCGAUUUGCAUGGCAAGGCGAACUGUAUUGGAGUUCCCGAUACGUUGCAUUGGCAUGUCUUUUAAUGGCCUUGUCCACCUCGAUGGUGACAGUGGUGCUGGUAUUUUUCCAGUUGUGUAGUGAGGACUAUCACUGGUGGUGGAUGUCCUUUGCCAUUGGAAGUGGAUCCUCCAUCUACGUCUUUGGUUAUGCGAUCGUUUACUAUUUAUUGAAUACCGAGAUUCAAGGCGUAUUUGGGGCUCUGAUGUAUCUUGUAUACAUGUUGUUGGCGUGCGGAAUAUUAGGUCUAUGCACAGGAACAGCUGGAUUCUUUAGCGCUUAUAUGGUGGUGAGGAAAAUCUAUUCAGCGGUCAAGGUUGAUUAA
Messenger RNA from Radiomyces spectabilis, 1857 nucleotides. RefSeq lists its product as uncharacterized. The record is from RefSeq and is a predicted model, not a curated record. Gene Ontology annotation, cellular component: membrane; Golgi apparatus. NCBI's taxonomy places the organism in Eukaryota, Fungi, Mucoromycota, Mucoromycetes, Mucorales, Radiomycetaceae. The transcript has 14 exons. Gene Ontology annotation, biological process: protein localization to membrane; vacuolar transport. Bases 1 to 1857 code for a protein of 618 amino acids.